AUGUCACAGAUGUGCUUCAAGAGUACCAGUGAACUGCAACAUGAACAUGAACAUGAAUCAGAACCAGAGUUGGGAUUGUCCAUCACAGAGAGUCUUCAUGCGUUUCACUUCAAUCAGGCACUUCAGGAUAUUGAGGCUGUGGCUUUCACUGCCAUCAGUCUUUCCGUGCAUGAAGCAAGCACAGAGCCAAGCCUCAGGACAGAUGAGAGAUCAACAUCUACAUGUCUUGAUCAGUUCAUGACAUGCUCUGUCAUCUUGGCUGUAGACUAUCUCACCAGCAAUCAUGACUCUUCUCCCAUAUGGAGUGAAACAUCUAGCCCACUACAGAUAGAGACAUUUACAGAAGUGAGAACUGGAACCAGUGAAGUACCAUAUACUUCUCUGAUCUCCCUCCAUUCAUUGAAAGACCUAGUGAGCCAAACCCAGGUCUCUGGUCAGGCUCCAUUGCAAGGCCCUGCGGGGAAUGCGGAUCUGUGUCCUCCAGAGCAGCUGGCUGUGGAAGUACCUAUGGGCUAUAAUGGUUUACCCCAUCCUAUUUACCCUUCAGCUGUUGACGCCAGCAUUGCGCCCGGCGUGAAGGUGAGAGCAGCUCAAGGGUCGUAUCUCUGA
This is a messenger RNA of Coccidioides immitis RS, 609 nucleotides long. RefSeq lists its product as uncharacterized. The transcript has 3 exons. The coding region runs from base 1 to 609 and encodes 202 amino acids. Lineage: Eukaryota; Fungi; Ascomycota; Eurotiomycetes; Onygenales; Onygenaceae. The record is from RefSeq and is a predicted model, not a curated record.